ACCCCACGCGCUGGUCUGCUGAAAUGUGAGAUGUGCCGACGCAGCACCGCUUUGAAUGAAACACUCUUCGCCCACGAGCUGCUAGCAUCCGCCGGGGACUUCAUGCGGCUCUCCUUAACUCCCGCGGUCAGCCCGAGGGACUCCGAACUCCUUCAGGAAGAAACAUGGCCAAAGUGAACAGCGGUGCCUCCGGUUGUCGUGCCAUGGUGAAGGCAGGGAAGUACCUGUCGAGCCCGUCUUCGACGAGCCGGAAUUCCGGCCAGCGUCAGCGGGAGAUGUUCAGUCCACAGCUCCGAAUGAUGAGCGCUAACGCGGCCGGCACGGGAGGAAAAACCGCGGCUUUGGCCCAGCAGGAGCAGCUGGGCUAUUUCUCCACUGCAGACAGACGUUUGCAGGCCAACCGGAAUCUGAUUUACCGGGACGUGAAGGCUUUUCUCAAUGAAGUUGGUGGAAACCCUCGGGAGGCUCGGUACUGGCUGACUCAGUUCCAGAGGGCGACUUCGGCUCAGUCUACUGCCUUCGCUGUACUGGAGGUGGACAGCUCAGUUUUCGCCAGCAGGGAGAUGGUUCAGAGUCUGGCCUUCGGGCUCUCCUUCCUGCAGCGGAUGGAUAUGAAGCCUGUGGUGGUGAUGGGUCGGUCUGAGUACGAGCAGGCGGGGCCCACCGAGCCGGUGGCCUGGUCUCGCUGCACCCGAGGGCUGGUGGAGCGAAGCCAGCAGCUGACCGAGGCUCUGCAGCAGCACUCGGCCACCGUCCUGCCACUCUUCUCCGCUGAGUCCUUCCUCCUACUGCAUGAAGCCCCGCGUGGGAGCAGUGCUCCACCCUCCAUUGCCGUGGACACCAGCCUCCUCCAGUGGAGUCUGAACUGCGGGACCAUCCCACUGGUCUGUCCGGUGGGGCGGGACGGGCGAGGUUGCUCGGUAAUGCUGGACCCGACGGAUGUGACGGCAGCUAUCGCCCGAGCUCUGCAACCCCACAAAGUCAUGUUCCUGAACAACUCGGGAGGCCUCCGCAGCCAAGAAAACAAGGUGCUGGACACGGUGUCGUUGCCUAGCGACCUGCCCAGUCUGUCCACGGCGGCGUGGCUGAGCGGCGCAGAGCGGCGCAGAGUGACGGCCAUAGCCCGACUCCUCAACCAGCUGCUGACGGAGUCGUCCGCCGUGAUCACCUCGGCGGACACGCUGCUGACCGAGCUGUUCAGCCACAGAGGGUCGGGGACACUCUUUAAAAAUGGAGACCCGAUACAUCGGUACAGCUCUCUGGAUGGGAUUGAUGUAGACCGUCUGCUGGCUCUCAUCAAUAAGUCGUUUGAUAAAACUCUGAGGAAAGACUACGUCGACUCCCUGAAAGGACGACUGCACUCCAUCUACCUCUCUGAAGGCUACAGCGCGGCAGCCAUCGUCACCAUGGAGCCGGUGAACAGCGGCACCCCCUACCUCGACAAGUUUGUGGUGAGCAGCAGCAAGCAGGGCCAGGGCACCAGCCACAUCCUGUGGGAGUGUGUCAGACAGGACCUGGGCAAACUGUUCUGGAGGUCCAGAGCCACCAAUAGGAUCAACCCCUGGUACUUUAAACAUUGCGAUGGCAGCUUUGUGAAUGGGGCGUGGACUGUCUUCUGGUUCGGUCUGACAGACAUUAGAGAUUCCUACGAGCUGGUAGAGUAUGCCAAGGACCUCCCGGACUCUUUCCACGCCUGCGCGCCUCCCACCUCCCCCGCCGGAUCCUGAACCUCCCUCCUCCCGGCGGCGGUGGCGGCGGCUGCUGCUGCCUCGUGUAGCCCUUCAACUCCGCUUACGGAUAUUGUUUACACUUUUUUUCUUUGCAAUGACUGGACUUUCCUUAUACCUUGAAACUUGAAAACCAAAGCUCCAGUGAGAAUGUCAUACAUGCAGGGUUAGGGUCAGGGUUUUAGACAAGCUAUAAAUCACCCCUCUAUCUUUAAAGUUAUAGUUAGCUCAAAGUGCGAUUAGAGCGGAGGGUUUCAGAGGCAAGCUCACGUUGCUAAGAAACACACGCCAUGUACACGCUACGGUUUCUCUAUUUUAAAAGGCAACUUUUGCGCUC
Messenger RNA from Perca fluviatilis (European perch), 2064 nucleotides. RefSeq names its product N-acetylglutamate synthase (gene nags). Gene Ontology annotation, biological process: L-arginine biosynthetic process. Gene Ontology annotation, molecular function: L-glutamate N-acetyltransferase activity, acting on acetyl-CoA as donor; arginine binding. The coding region runs from base 165 to 1727 and encodes 520 amino acids. Lineage: Eukaryota; Metazoa; Chordata; Actinopteri; Perciformes; Percidae. Gene Ontology annotation, cellular component: mitochondrial matrix. The record is from RefSeq and is a predicted model, not a curated record. The transcript is spliced from 8 exons.